GUCUGCGACUUGAAGCUGGAGUUCGACCAGGACCGCAUCGUGAACAUGGUGACCGUGGCGAUGGAGGACGACCUGCGCGGGUGGCUCUACCUGGUGGUGCAGGCGCUGAACUUCCAGUGCCGCUUGGGAGGCAAUCAUCCUCUGUUGAAGGGGGACAGCGCCCGCCGCUUCUUCGGCCCCGCCAGCCUGGUGCAGGUGGAGGCCCUGCGGUACCUGGCGCGGAGCGUGUGCGCUUUCCUGAAGCAGUGCAGCGACAAGGUGCCGAUGCUGGAGUGGGAGUCGGAGCUCAAGUCCUCGGCGGUCAGCUACACAGGCGAGGGGGUGUACGCCGCGGAGAAGUUCGAUAAAGAGCGCCUGAUGCUGGCCUUGCCGCCGAAGCACGCGUGCGGGUCGGUGCUGGCCACGGAGGUGAGCGACGGUUGGGUCCGAGGUGUGCUGGAGAAUCCCGAGUGGAUCCUCAAGAACCCUGAUGACCUGGGUGAGAUGCCGAAGACCCCCCGCGUCUGGGCGGAGGACGCCGAGUGGGAGCUCAUCGCCGCCGAGCUGGUGGACCGCGGGGUCCUGGUGCCUAUCGAGGAGGAGUGUAUUGCGCAGGUGAGAGGGCGGCGUGUGCUGGGCGGCCUCUUUGGGGUCCGCAAGUCACGGCGUGGCAAGGUCCAGGGUCCGCAGCGCCUCGUGAUGAACAUCAUCCCUAGCAACUGGCUGCAGGACACCAUCGAGGGAGACAUGGGCCUCCUGCCGACGACGGACAAGUGGAAAAGCCUCAUUCUAAGGAAUGGCGAGGUGCUCCUGACCUCGUCGGAGGACCUGAAGUGCUGCUUCUGCGUGUACCGCUUGCCCGUGGUCUGGCACAGGUACGUGGCCUUGUCCAAGCCCGUCAGGCGUGCUGCGUUGGGCCUGGCUGGGGGUGGCAGCGUGUUCGCGGCGGCGGCGGUGGCCCCCAUGGGCUGGAUCUCGGCGACGGGGAUCAUCCAGCACACCCACAGGAGGCUGUUGCGCGAGUGGGUGCCAG
This is a messenger RNA of Prorocentrum cordatum, 1012 nucleotides long. The record is from the annotation of a GenBank genome assembly. NCBI's taxonomy places the organism in Eukaryota, Dinophyceae, Prorocentrales, Prorocentraceae.